Molecule: messenger RNA, 4747 nt
Organism: Chrysemys picta bellii (western painted turtle)
Lineage: Eukaryota; Metazoa; Chordata; Testudines; Emydidae
Gene: ARHGEF26
Product: Rho guanine nucleotide exchange factor 26
Biological process (GO): activation of GTPase activity
Molecular function (GO): protein binding; guanyl-nucleotide exchange factor activity
Source: RefSeq, a predicted model, not a curated record
AAGGCUGCGUGGGUGGGUGGGGAUCCCACUGAAGCAGAGCGCGGCGGGGGCUGGCGCUGCCUGUGCACCCCAGUCCCUGGCAGAGGCGGGCAGCGAGCGGCAGGUGGGGACUGGAGCGGCUGGCUGGCUGGCCGCCCCCCCCCGGGCGAGAGGCUCUUUCCCGCCUGCGGCCGCUCGCGGCGAUGCGUGCGGGGACUGAGCCUUUGCAGGAUUUGUUGCUUCCUUCUUGCACUAGUGGUGACCCUAAGGAAUUUGCUAUGGAUGGGGAAAGUGAAGUGGAUUUUUCUAAUAACAACAUAACGCCACGGUGGUGGAGGAGAUCAACCCCUCAGCUACACACCAAGAGCAAACCUAGACCCCAAUCUUACCAGAGCCCCAAUGGGGUCCUCUUUACAGAUUUCCCUGUGGAAGACAGGGCUACAUUCACUGUGACUCAGCCUGCUGAAACAAUAGUUACUUCUCCAGUCAACAGAUUAGUCCAAAGGAGCCCCUCUUUUAAAUCCAACAUGGGAUCUGUGCCAAAUGGAAAAAUAGGGUCUCCAGAGUAUAAAGCUGUAUCCCCCCAACUUUCUUCUGACCAGGCAUCUCAGGUCCUGAAAUUGGUUUCAGAUAACUUGAUAAGUUUUGGUGGUACAGUAACAUCAGCAGAUGACACACUGCUUCAUCCAGUGUUGAUUUCCAGUCAAUCAGCACUUAUCCCAGAACAUGAACAGACUGCUUUUAUGCCAACUCCUGGGUCCUUACCUGGAAAUAUGCCUUCACUGAAUAACAACAGAAUGGCUGUUUUGCAGUUACAAUCCAACCAGCUUUCUAAAAACCCAGAAAAGGCACUUGUGGGACCCUCAUUGGUUUCCCAGACGGCUCCCUCACAGCAAAACUUAACUCUCCACAGACUGACAUCUAAUCAGAACCAGCUCCCAGAAAAACAGUCAAUAGUUCUGAGUACAAAUAGUCCUGCUGCGCUCAAAGUGGGGAAACAACAGAUCAUUCCUAGGAGUUUAGCUUCUGAGAUAAAAGUGACAAACAAAACCAGCAACCAAAAUGUGGAGACAAACAAAAGGGUCCACAAGGUCCGUAGCAUGUUGGAGAUGCUUAAUAUGCCUUUGGUAGCUGAUGGUGAUGAAGAGACAGAAGGUGACCUGGAUAGCCCAGGGGCAUUGAGAAGAGGAUUGAGGUCUACUUCUUAUCGAAGAGCAGUAGUGAGUGGCAUUGACUCUGACAGUUCUACAAAUUUUAAGAAAAAAAAUAGAAUGUCCCAGCCAAUACUCAAAACUGUUGUGGAGGACAAGGAGAAAUUUUCUAGUUUAGGAAGAAUAAAGAAGAAAGCACUGAAAGUACAAGGGACAUUUGAUGGGGAAGAAACUGCAGUUUUGUAUCAGAACUACAAAGAAAAAGCUCUGGACAUAGAUUCUGAUGAAGAUUCUGAGUCCAAAGAACAAAAAUCAGAGGAAAGGAUAGUUAUUCAAUAUAAGCCUCUGAGAUCAACAUGGAGUCAGCUAUCAGUGGUGAAAAAGAAUGGACUGUCUCAGACGAUCAGUCAGGAGGAAAGAAAGAGGCAAGAGGCUAUAUUUGAAGUAAUAUCAUCUGAACAUUCAUACUUGCUGAGCUUGGAGAUUCUGAUCCGGAUGUUUAAAAAUUCCAAAGAACUGAGUUUAACAAUGACCAAAACAGAAAACCACCAUCUUUUCUCCAAUAUUGCUGAUGUCUGUGAAGCGAGCAAAAAGUUCUUUAAAGAACUUGAAGCAAGGCAUCAGAACAACAUCUUCAUAGAGGAUAUUAGUGAUAUUGUCGAAAAGCAUACUGCAUCAACAUUUGAUCCAUACGUGAAAUAUUGUACUAAUGAAGUCUACCAACAGCGAACACUCCAGAAACUAUUAGCUACAAAUCCAGCCUUCAAGGAAGUGCUGUCACGGAUUGAGUCCCAUGAAGACUGCAGGAAUUUACCUAUGAUCUCUUUCCUCAUUCUUCCAAUGCAGAGGGUUACACGCCUUCCAUUGCUGAUGGAUACCAUCUGUCAGAAAACCCCUAAAGAGUCACCAAAAUAUGAGAUCUGCAAACGAGCCUUAAAAGAAGUGAGCAAGUUGGUCCGUUUAUGCAACGAAGGGGCUCGAAAAAUGGAAAGGACAGAAAUGAUGUACACAAUUAACAACCAGCUGGAAUUUAGAAUCAAGCCAUUUCCACUGGUCUCCUCGUCCCGGUGGUUAGUGAAAAGGGGUGAAUUAACAGCAUAUGUGGAAGACACUGGACUCUUCUCUAAAAGGACCAGUAAGCAGCAAGUAUACUUCUUCCUCUUCAAUGAUGUCCUCAUUAUCACAAAGAAGAAGAGUGAGGAGAGCUACAAUGUCACAGAUUAUUCCUUGAGGGACCAGCUGUUGGUUGAACAAUGUGACAGUGAGGAGCUGAAUUCCUCACCCGUAAAGAACAGUUCCACUAUGCUGUACUCUCGGCAGAGCUCUACAAGUCACCUCUUCAGAUUAACUGUCCUUAGCAACCACGCAGGAGAGAAGGUGGAGAUGCUACUGGGGACUGAGACUCAGAGUGAAAGAGCUCGCUGGAUUACUGCACUUGGACAGAACAGUGACAGACGGAAUGCAGACAGGACAACACUGACACAGGUAGAGAUUGUCAGAACUUACUCUGCAAAGCAGUCAGAUGAACUAUCCCUUCAGGUUGCUGAUGUGGUUCUGGUUUAUCAAAAAGUGAAUGAUGGUUGGUAUGAAGGUGAACGAUUGCGGGAUGGUGAGAGAGGCUGGUUUCCAAUGGAGUGUGCCAAGGAAAUCACAUGUCAAGCCACAAUUGACAAGAACAUGGAACGGAUGGGACGUUUGCUUGGACUUGAAACAAAUGUAUAGAGUCCCUAAAAUCUAUUUUUUCUUUGCUUCAGGAUUUGCACUAAGGGCCCUCAGUGGUGGCUUGAUUUUGUGCUUAUUGUCCCACUAUAGCUGUAGCGUGGGAGCUGUGAAUCAGAGAUUUGUAAAAUCAGUGAUACGAGGAAAGGCGGGGGGGAGGGAGGGAGUCAGCCGCUCACUGUGUAUCCAGGCUACUUUAAGUUAAAAGCCCCUAAAAAGUAAAUUAAAAUUCUAAAGUUCCCAUAACAAAAUGCAGGUGACAUCUUUAGAUAGUCCCCUCUUCCUUGUUUUACAGUGUGAGAGAGCUAACUGAGUCAAGGUCUUAUCUGCACUGAAUCCUAACUGGGAUUGAGUGGUAGGCUUUGGAGAGCAGCUCCACAUAUCUUUGACUUCACCUCCCUUUGUCUUUAGCUGCGCCACUCCCUCUACCUUUAUGUGCUGUUUCCUCACCCACACCCGUCCAACCACACAAACACACUUUUUUUUUCUUGUUUGUUUUUUCAGUCAUUUAAAAACACCUUAGCUUCCUCUGGCAAGGCCGACCACCAGCCACCCACAAACAUGUUGCCCUGCAAGCAAGCAGCAGCAGCAACAAACUAAUAUUUGGGGAUUUCCCACUCCUCAAGGGAAAGUUUCAGUGCUGUAUUGCUAGCACAAGAUGGUGAUAUGAGUGGGGAUAAAUAGCAGCUCUCUAGCCCCUCAUAUGGCCUAAAAUGGAACCCGUGAGCACGCACUGUAUAAGGUGCUCCCUCCCCAGUAAGACCAGAGAAGACAUAUACCAAGUAAAAAGAUGUUCCACUAAGUUAAGAGUGCACAGCUCUCUACUUUUGUAAUAUAAGAGCAUUAUAUUCUGUUGGGUCUUCUCAUCUUUCUCCUUGUGGCUCUCUGUCUACAUCUAUCUAUAUGUCUGUUUUAAUUAAGGGUUUUCAUAACGUUAGAUUACCUCUUGUGUUCAUCCUUUAAAACCUUAGCUCCUUGGGCUUUCUCCUCCCCAAUGAUGGCUUCUUAUUUCACACACAUUAUUUUUUUUUAAAUGCUGUCAUUUGAAAAGCAGUGAUUAAAGUAACUCUGUCCCAGCUAGCAAAGCUAAUGUGUUCUCCAGGGACUGAGCGGGGAAAUCCAGAAUGGUUUUCUGUUGGUCUUUUUCGAUGAUGAUGAUGUUUCAUCUAUUCAAGCAGCUCAGAUUUUGUUUCCUUCCAGUGUUGUUUCAGUGUUCAGAGUGCCAGGAAGGGUUUUCAAAUCAAGAAGUAUGCAGUCAACUUUUGUAGUGUGGGAAAGUAAGCUUGGUCUCCGAGGCUCCAGCCUCCAUUCCCAGAACAGACCAGCCAUACGGUACGUCUACCCUUUUAGCUGGGGAUGUAAUUCCCAGCUCAAGGAGACUUACUCAGGCUAUUGCCAUUGAGUUAGAACAGUCAAAUCAGAACAUAGCCCUGGUAGCAUGAGCAACAGGACGGGUUAGCCACCCUGAGUACGUGCCCGUCAGAUACCUUAGCUUGUUUCAACUUGUUCUUUGUAAAAAAAAAAUAUUCUCCAUAAGUAUAAGCAGCUCUGUGCUCUGCUCUGCUCCUCUGUGUCCCUGCUAGAAAAUCAGAUUGCCUGACUGACAGUGUUAGAAUUCUCUCCAAGCUUAUCCAAUUCCACACAGUAUUUCACUGGAGCCCCACGCCAGCUGAUUCCGACACCUUCUCUUGUGCCGUUUCUCUUGCCUUCCCUGAGCCCUGUUAUGCACAGAAUAAACUAAUUUUCUGUGCUCUGGAGCACACACAUGCACAUGCUCAUUUGGUGUCUGUGGAAGCUAAACACAAGCUGAGACGUAGGAUUUGGCUCCCACUAUUGUCCAUUAUGGUAGCAUUACAGUAUCUUUUUGAGCAGUUUGCACUUUUAUACAUUUACAGACA